This is a messenger RNA of Cladophialophora psammophila CBS 110553, 1530 nucleotides long. RefSeq lists its product as uncharacterized. Gene Ontology annotation, biological process: secondary metabolite biosynthetic process. The record is from RefSeq and is a predicted model, not a curated record. Lineage: Eukaryota; Fungi; Ascomycota; Eurotiomycetes; Chaetothyriales; Herpotrichiellaceae. The coding region runs from base 1 to 1530 and encodes 509 amino acids. Gene Ontology annotation, molecular function: FAD binding; monooxygenase activity. The transcript is spliced from 3 exons.
AUGCCGUCGCUUCGAGUGGGUAUUGUUGGUGCCGGUAUAGGUGGCCUGACAGCGGCCAUUGCUAUAUCCCGGAGUGGGUGUAGCGUCACAAUCCUCGAGCAAGGUGUGGAUAUCGGAGAGAUUGGAGCGGGGAUCCAGCUUCAUCCCAACGUCUCUCGUCAAUUGAUCCGCUGGGGGGUUGACAAGAUUAUCGAGAACGACCUCAUCGUGCCGGAGGAGCUCAACACUUGGGACAGCGGGAGCGAACUCCGCCUUAUCGGACGCACAGAUCCCAAACAAGUCGCUAAACAAGCAGGUUUUCCAUGGUGGGUUGUGCGUCGCGAUCACCUUUACACGGGACUCGCUCAGGCGGCUUCUGAGCAUGGAGCCAAGCUCAUCAUCCAGGCAAGAGUUGAACAUAUCGACGACACCACAACCCCUAUCAAGGUCGUCACAUCCUCUGGACAGACAUAUGAAUUUGAUCUCUUGGUCGGCGCAGAUGGCCUCAAGUCUACAGUCAGACAAUAUCUGUAUCCGGGCAUCAUGCCAUACGCGCCGAACAAGCUAUGUGCCUACCGAGGUGUUCUCCCAUUCUCGCUGAUAUACAAAGAAAUACCAGAAGCGAGGCUGUUUGUCGGUAAUAGAUUGGACACUUGGGUCGGACCGAAAGGCUAUGUUCUGACUUACCCUACAUGCGGAGGGAGAGAGCUGAAUGUCGUGACCGCGGCUGAGUCCAAGGACUACGUGACGAAAAUGGAAGACAUCGAGGUCGAAGAGUUUUAUGGAUUUUAUGCCGAUUUCCACCCAUUCAUCCAGAAACUUCUGCGCCUUGUCAAGUACACUAAACGCUGGCCAUUGCUGCAAACACCACGAAUGCCGUCCUGGUCCAACAAGGCCAAGAAUAUCAUCAUGAUAGGCGAUGCAGUCCAUGCCAUGCAGAACCACAUGGCCCAAGGGGCGGGGACGGCUAUUGAAGACGGAGCAUUCCUGGGACAGGUCAUCAGCGAAGUGGCCCGGGGCGUUAUCACUAUCCCCGAGGCCGUGACUCUCUUCGAACAAAGACGGAUGCCCAAAGCAUGGAUCAAACAACAACUCAGCCUCCAAUCCGGAUUCAUGUAUACCUUGACACGACCGGAAGACCUAAAAAAGCGCAACCAGGUGGGCCGGUUUGAAGUUGCGCGGUGGGAGUACAACCCAGCGCGGCCGGAGCAGAGCCAUAUCGAGUAUCGGAAUUGGUCGGUCAGUCGUUGCAUCGAGACGGCCAAGUCGAUGUGGUACUAUGAUGCCGAAGGGGAUGCGGACAACGCGGUCCUGGAGUACCUGAUGAGUAGGGGCGAAGUGGACGAAUUCACCCAGAUGAGUGAGAGUUUGAGCCGUAAAUGGAGCUCGAUUGUCUUCGGAAAUGGUGUGGAUGGCAGCUGGGUCGAGCCCCAAGUCGACUAUCAACACAUGAAGAACUCUCUUUACAAGGCCAACGGCAAGGAGAGAGACGGUAUCCAGGAGUACGGUCUGCAUGAAGAGGACUAUGAGCGGUUUGGAAAGGGCCUAUAG